Schistosoma guineensis is the source of this 6573-nucleotide messenger RNA. NCBI's taxonomy places the organism in Eukaryota, Metazoa, Platyhelminthes, Trematoda, Strigeidida, Schistosomatidae. The record is from the annotation of a GenBank genome assembly.
GCGCCUGAAAUAAAACUGUUUUUACUUUGGUUUCGUUGGUCUUGUUCUAGAGAAAGACAGCUCAUUCUAGUUCUAGAUAAGCGUACUAAUGUACUUAAAUUUUUUGAGAAGUUUGAUUAUUCGAUGCAUUAAAACUUGUCAGAUAUUCAUAGACUUAAUUUCAGACAAUAACGUUUCGUACAUCGCUCAUAUAGUUAGAAAAUUAGUUAGCACUUGGUAAUUUAGCAUAAAAUUACUUAUUGCAUAUGUGAUUGUUUCAUCUUGGCUUUCAAAUAAGGCACGAAGUGUUACUGAUUGCCCUAGAAAAUCAACAAAUUAUUGCUCACACAUUAGUUUGAGCUUGUAUAUGAGCGGCCCAACGUCAAUUUAUUAGUAACAAUAUGUUUUCUUUAAAGAAUGUGUGGUAUCAUCAUGGAUAUGAGCAAUAUUUUUUAUAGUAAUAUAUUAUUUGUAUUUCACGCAUUAUGUUAAUGGAUGACAAAAUGUCAAACUUAAGGUUUUCAAAUUAAAGUUUGGCUAACAUUUCCAAAUACCUUGAGAAACUUAGCUCUCGUUUAUCAUAAAAUUCAUCUAAAUUAACUAAUAAUUUGGCCUUUUACUCAGCAGCCCACAUUCUAGGACAAUAAAAUCUCAAUAUUUCACGCACACUUAGGGCUCAAAACAGAUACGGACGUACGACGUAUGUGUGAAAAUGUACAAACUUCAUACGUUUCUUUUAAUGCAAUUUUCUUUUAAAAAGGUAGUCUCAGCUAUUAAUAUUAUAAUAUUGCUUGAAAUUUUUAAGGCUCAAUAGUCAGUAAUUGGCGAUAAUAUUAUGCUAAGUGUGACUUCUGGAUCAUUCUACUAUUUUACAUUAUUGGCUCUUUUUCUAUCAAGUUUUGAGCUUACUUAUUACGUCAUGCUUCUAAUUGUCCUGUGGGCCAUUUUCCGUUUUAUUUAUUUGCUUUCGAACUGCACUUGCUGUUUUACCCUAAUUUUUAGUCUUUCAGGGAUCUUAUCUCAUCUUUCCUCACAUUUUUAUUUUAAAAUUACCUGUUUUUAUCGACUACAGAAUAGGAUUUUACCAAUUUUUAUCAACUUUUUCGGACAAACGGAUCGUUUUGGGUUUACAAAAUGGAUUUAAAUGCAUACAAAGGAUGGUCUUCUGAACUUCAUUCUACAUACAAUCAACUUCUCGAAUAUGAAAGUUUUUUGCGUUUGUUUCCUGUAGAGGUUGCUAACUCUAUAGCCACCAGUACUGUAAUGAGUGUGAAGUGUGAUUGUUCAUGUACUCUUCUGUCAUCGUCUGGUGAUGUAGUACCUGCCAAUACCGAUGCAACACAUGAUGGUUCUGUUUCUCAUCGAAGCGAAUCUAUAUCUCUUCCCCAAAAUGUUUCUUCAGCACCGAAUCCGCGUUCAUCUUUUUCUGGUCAGACUUCCGUAGUACGUUUUGAUUCUCCAGAUGAACUGCGUUGGGUUAUGCACGCUAUCACUUACGGACUGACUAUGUCAUCUGAAAAUUGGGACGUCAUCAAACACAGUGCACAUAUUUACUGCUAUUGGAUCAGAUGUCUUAAUUCUUCAAUACGCUCCACACAAUCAGGGAAUUCGAACUCACCAAUUCCGUUGAUUCUACAAAAGGAGCCACAACGUUUCUUAAAGUCCCUUUUGUUCUCCCUUACUUAUUAUUUCCUUCCACGUGAUCCAGAACCAUUAAGUGAUCAGCCUAAGUUAAUGUUUUCAACCCUUGGUCGAAGUUUAGCACCUCCACAGUAUUUGACUAGUGCCGACUCAUCAGAAGCUCCAUCUUCUUUUACAGUGAUCGAGUCAACACACUUAUCAGCGUUGCUAAAUAAGCAGUUAGACAUUAUAAAACUGGUGGCUGCUGCAGUUGAAGAAUUAUGCUCAGUACCGACUCAGUUAACAUCUGACUCCUGGGAUUGUAUAUUGCGGUUUUGUCUGAUCAUAUGUCAUGCUAUUCUGUCACCACCUUUACAUUUACCAUCAGGAUUAAUCCAGUCAUCUACUGGGGCUUCUCAGAUGACCAAUACUUUUAUUUCGGGAUCAGGAUCUGUUGGUGGACCUAAUUCUGUGGCUCUUUUGUCAAAUCAUUCCAGUUCUUCAGAUGUUAGGGGCACCAAGGAUUCAGCUAUCUUAUUUGACGUCAUAUCAGACUGCGUUUCCAACUUACUAUUCAGUACUUGGUUAAAAGCUUGUACUCAUUGUUUUCCUAAACCACAACUCUGGGUCGCAUUUAGAGAGUGCGCAAGAGUAUGGCGACAUCAUAAUGCGUUUAUUAAACAGUGGUCUCGUGUUUCCGUGGCAUUAUCCGCUACUUUACUUGGUAUACUAAAUAAACCUACUAACUUAAACGCUUAUGCUUCUUUCAUUCAAUUAAUUCCAUCUGAUCUACCUGAUGGAAAUGCGAAAGAAUCUUGGAUUCGUAUGUUAUAUUUGAUCGACAAUCCAGUAGAUCUUAGUCAUGAACGUUUAAUAUGUAAUACACCGAUUUUUGAAGAAUAUAAGAAAUACAAUUGCAAUGAUAGAAUUCGAUGGACAUCUGUUUAUUUCCCUUAUCUAUAUCAUCAAGCCUUACGUGGUCUGUCAAUGAUCGUGGAUGGAUUUUUGGGUAUUCAGCCAAGUCUUACAGUUGGUAUUGAUCCAUUUGUUGGUGUAAUUCCAGAACUUUAUGGUCCUAUCGGUCGAUUAUUUCAAAGUUACCCUUCAUUUCAUAAGUACACAGAUACACAAAGCGUGAACAAUGAUGAUGAAGUCAGGAAAGCCCUUAUGACGGGUUUUUCAAAUAUUCAAGGUGGAACACGAUUGGCUGCUGGUAGUUUUUCUACAGAAAAAGCAACUAGAAAAUCUAGAUUAGCAAGCGUCGUCACGUCUGCUGGUAUUCUUGCUUCCGCUGGAACUUCUGGAGGUUUGAAAUCUGGGUUGGCUCCAUUUAAUAGUACUUCAGUACAUAUUCCUCAUACCAAUAGUAGUUCGUUAACUCCUAUUGAAAUUAAUGCUUCUUUGACAAAUGCUUUUCAACAGUCACAAACUCCUAGUUCACAAGCAUCUUUGCAGUUAUCAAAUGCUUCAACAAGUGGACAGUCAGUUAAUCAAAAAUUAGGAAAUAUUCCACCUAUAUUGUCUUUAGUUAAUAGAAAUCUACAGGUCGACCAUUUACAGAAUUUAGCUACAAAUUGGUUAUCAACCUAUUCUCAAAUUAUCUUAAAUCCUCAAAGACCAGAAAUAAACUCAUUGUUACAACUAUUUGGUGCUUGGCUUUUUGAAGCAUCAGUAUCAGGAGUUAAACAAGAUUUAAGUGAUUAUGACUUUACUGUGAUCAGUCAUCGAGCUACAUUAAUUGAUAGUAAUCGUUUUCUAGUUGGUCGUGCUGAAGCCCUUGGAACACUAUGUCGAAUAAUGAUCUACGCUCAACGUGGUCGUUUAGCAGAGGAAUAUCUUACACGAUUUUAUUUAUGUCUUUAUUAUGCAUUGGUUGUUGAUCCAACGGUUAAAAAUGAUUAUAUUUUAUGUUUAGUGUUAUUCUAUUCAAUUGAUUUACUUCGUGUUGAUUUACCCGGUAUCAAUAUCUUGAUACCACGUAUAUAUGGUGCUUGUCAGCAUGUUUUAAAAGAAGAAAUUAACAUGAAACCUGAAUUUUUAUCACCAACCUUGGUUCAACGUGCAGCUAUACAUCAGCUUAUGUCAAUGGUAUGUAUUCCUAUUCAAUUUAAAGGCCCACAUUUAAAACCUUUGAUUCCUUUGAUGUCUAAUGAGGAUAAUCCAUGUUCAUUGAAUGAUAUAAAAAAUAUGAUGGUUAAUAUUUUAUGUGAUACGUUGAGUAGUACAGAAGAUCCGGUAAAUUUUCAAUUGUUAUUAAGUGUGGCGUUGGCUUUAAUUGAAGACAUGUCAGCUGAUGAGAUGCAGUCAUCUAAUAUUCGAACCGACCCUGGCAAAUCUCACACAACAUCUAGUUUCUUCAAUAUUCUGACACCACUGCUUUGUGGUAAUUUAGUAUAUAAGUGGAAAAAUGAUUCAUCAGUUAUGCUUUAUUUAUUAGAAAUCAUCUCUGGUUUAUCUAGUGUACAUGUUACACCAGUUGAUCCAUCUACUUAUAGACAUACCGUCCGAUCAAUAUGUGAAUUUAUUACAAAUCAAUGUAACCGUGAAAAAAAAGACCAUAAAAGGCAGCUACAUAGUAUUAUUGUUGCUGCGUAUUAUUGUUUAUCUUCAUGGAUUGUACAACAUGUGAAUUUAUUAUUAUCUGAUCGAGAAUGUGUAUGGACUAUAUUAGAAACAAUUGAAUUGGGUAUUUGUGGUGCUAAGUCUUCAAAUAAACAGGCAAAAAAUGAGCCCCCUACUACUAUUCUCAAAGGUCAAAAACCUUUAGUUCCAUCCUCAAAACGUGUUUGUGAUGCAGCUGAGGCUUGUCUGUCAAAUUUAAUGUCAGUAGCUGGAUCUUUUCCUGGACCAUUCGGGACCGAUACAACAUGUUCUCAAUUAGCAGAAGAUAACAUUUUGAAAUUGAUUAUAGAUAAAGAGUCGAAUUCAUCUAAGGGUCGGUCAGAAUUUCACUAUUUCUGGUCCGAACCCAAUUUAAUAAUUGGAUUGUGCGAAUUCCCUACGAACUCGUUUAAAUCAACCAUAAAACCAAAAAUUGAUUGUUCAAAAGAUGGACCAGCUGCAAUUUUAAUUAUUCGAGGACCAUUUGGACGUCAUGUUUGGAUAACGCAUAUGCGUCUUUCACCAUUGUUGGGAAACGACUCAAAUUCUCAGUCAAAUUAUUCGGAUCAAAAACAAGAAGUAGUAAUUAAUCGUCCUAAACCUUGGGGUUGUUUUCUUGACAGACUUAUCACCACAGUAACCAACAAUGAAAAUGUUCCUGCUUUAAAUUUUCCACAAUCGAUAUCCGAUAUUCCACUUGUUGAAGCUGAUCAUAUAAUACCUUCGCUGGAUGCAGUUGGUAGUGAACUUGGAAGUAAUGUUAGACAAGAAAUUAAUGUAUUCAAGAAAUUAAUAACCACACAUGCUUCGUUAGCAAAGGAAGUUGGAUUACGUUGUGUCCAAGAAAAAAUUAAUGCACCUUAUCCUGAUCCAAUCACAGAAGCACAAGCACCAAUUCCCGUUGUUAGUUUUCACCCAAUACGUUUAUUACUAACACAUUUGGGCUAUUUAUCAAUCGGACCUUCUCAAAUGCCCCAGUCAUUAUGGCCACGUCCAGAGUUAAAACGUGAUAACCAAUCAGGUGAACGUCUUGGUCUUGGGAAUCGACAAAGUCCAUCUUUAACAGCUAAUCGUAUCAUACAGGGGCUUUCGCCUACCUUGCCGUCGAAUAGUACUGAAGACGAACUAUUGCCCUUAUUUCCAUUCGACGUGGAAAAUCCAGAUUUUGCUGAUAUAUUAACAAAUCUAGACCAUAUGCCGACCAGAACAGGUGAUACUCUUUUGGUUUUUUAUGUUGCUGCUGGUCAGUCAAAAGUUGGUGAUAUUCUUGCGAAUAUGAAUAUUUGGUCAAGACUACCUGAAGCAUUUCAUCAGUUCUUAAGUGGUAUCGGCUGUAUCAAAGAUAUUUCUGAUCAUUCAGGUUGGACAGGGAACCUUCAAACUAGCUAUCGUACAUCAAAUGGAUACUUGGUGACGGGUCACUGUAAUCAGACGAAAAAUAUACAUGCUGACCACUGUCCGGAUGGUAUUCAAUCAAUUAUAUACUAUGCUGAUGCAAUAACAGAAUUAGCAUGCAUUUGUCCCACUAAUCAAUUUUAUGGAAAUGAAGAGAAUUCUGACUCAAACCUUUCGUUAAAGAGUACACGUUAUCGCACUGCUAGCGAAAUUAUAACUAACAUCACUCGUGGGACAAGUCAAAGUGCAGUAGGCAUGGGAGAAGUUGGGGCGGACCCGACUGGAGGUCGAGUGGCAGUUGUAUGGCUCGAACGAUGGGAAGAUGGACCUAUGCACUAUGAACCAGGAGUUGGGACGAACAUCCAGAAUAUGACGAGCAAGAAUUUUGACUGCCCUGUCACAAUUUAUGUUCAUCCUUUAAGUUCCGGAUUAUGCAGAGUUGGCAUUAUGCGUCUUCAAGGACGAACAUUUGAAGCUGGUCCAUUACAGAAUGGAUCUGUAUUAAGUCAGCGUUGUCUUAGUAGUUUUGUAAGACAAACUGUAAUAAACUUAUCACGACGACGUCGUUUGGCUUCCGACUCAUUUCAACCUCCUCAUGUUCGACGAAGCCAUGAAUUGUUCAGAUUGGCAGAAGCAAACCGUAAAAUUGUUCGAGUUCAGCCAUCAUCAUCUGGCAAUAAAACUAAUACAUACUCUUGUAACACAGCGAAUAUUGUGCGUAGUCUUUUUUCUAGACAAACUCAAAUUCAUUCUAGCUAAAGCUUUUCAUAUUUUAACUGUAAUAUCCACUAUUGUUGUGAACAAGGAUUCCUUCAUAUUUACAUAUCAAACAGAAUGCUUUUUUUCUUUUUAUUUUCAUACUUCCUAAUCUUACGUAUUUAACAUGUAACUAAAUAUACUUUUACAUUUUAAUUUUCUUCAUCUAUAAUUAUGGUAAUGAUAUAUGAAAUUUGCACACUUACUACACAUUCAAAAUCG